This is a messenger RNA of Zymoseptoria tritici IPO323, 1956 nucleotides long. It is a transcript of the gene Mfs21, whose product is annotated as putative siderophore-dependent iron transporter. Gene Ontology annotation, biological process: siderophore transmembrane transport. The record is from RefSeq and is a predicted model, not a curated record. The coding region runs from base 1 to 1956 and encodes 651 amino acids. Lineage: Eukaryota; Fungi; Ascomycota; Dothideomycetes; Mycosphaerellales; Mycosphaerellaceae. Gene Ontology annotation, molecular function: siderophore-iron transmembrane transporter activity. The transcript has a single exon.
AUGCGAUCAGACCUCGCUGCGAGGGGCCGGUCGGUGACGGACCGCAACGCCACAUUCAUCGACAAACGCGAGCAGAGCAACGGCAGUCUGGAACGGGACCCGGAAAUCGAACGACGAGCAUCGUUCAUGUCGGAGCGAAGUCAUGAGUCCGCUCAGGCGGGCGUCAAACGUCUGGAGGCCAUCUCGUCGACCUGGUCCAAGACGGGCUUGUAUGUCGCGUACCUGGGAAUCGCCCUGCUGGCGUAUGCAACGUCAUUGGAAGGCCAGACAACGGGAAACCUCACCAUCUUCGCAACGAGCGCAUUCAAAGCACAUUCGCUGGUAUCGACGGUCAUGGUGGUACAAGGCGUCGUCUUGUCGAUUGCGAAACCGCCGAUGUCGAAAAUCGCAGAUGUCUUUGGCCGAUUCGAAGCUUUUAGCCUUUCGAUUUGCUUUUAUGCAGUUGGCUUCAUCCAGCAAGCGGCUUCGAAUAGUGUCAACACCUACGCAGCGGCACAAGUGUUCUACUCUACCGGAUCGACUGGAGUACAAAUCCUGAUUCAGAUUUUCAUCGCCGAUACCAGCGACCUAGUCAACCGAGCGUUAUGCUCAACGAUACCUUCGAUACCUUUCCUGAUCAACGUCUGGAUAGGACCGGCCCUUGCGGAACGGAUUCUGAAGAACCUCAACUGGCGAUGGGGAUACGGCAUCUGGUCCAUCAUCCUUCCUGUGGCCUUCCUUCCACUCGCUCUCGCCCUUGUCAUCAACCAGCGCAAGGCUGCAUUGCGAGGCAUCCUACCUGAGUCGCCCUUCGCAGGAAAGAGUGCGUGGGGAAUCAUCAAGAACGUCUGGUUCGAGCUGGAUCUUUUCGGCUUGAUCUUGAUCAGUGUGGCCUUCUCACUCAUCCUUAUCCCAUUGACCCUUGCGUCAAAGGCUGGCUGGACCAACCCGAACCUCAUCUCUAUGCUUAUAGUGGGGGUCGCUUGUCUCGUUGCGAUCCCAUUCUGGGAACGCAGCAAGACUCUCGCCCCACGAGCAUUCUUUCCGAGGGCGUUCUGGAAGAACAAGACCAUCACCUGCGGCCUCGGACUCUCAUUCUUUUAUUUUAUGGCAUUCUACCUAUCCGUAUACCCCUACUUCCAAUCCUACCUCCUCGUGGUCAAAGAUCUACCCCUCACGCAAGCCGGCCAAAUUGUCCAAACCUUCACAUUUACCUCGACCAUCACCUCCAUCCUCGUCUCCUUUGCCAUCAAAUACACGAAACAGUACAAGAAAUUCAUGGUCGCCGGCACAGUCCUGUAUGUCAUUGGCCUGGGUCUAAUGUUGCACUACCGCACUGAAACCUCGACUGCCACCACCAUCGUCUGGACGCAGGUCUUCCUCGGCGUGGGCGGUAGCCUCACUCACGUACCCGCACAGCUCGGCGUGCAGGCUUCGGCUUCCCACUCAGAAGUCGCGGCCGCCACGGCGCUUUUCUUGACUGUUCUCGAAAUCGGCGGCGCCGUCGGCUCGGGCAUCUCAGGCGCCAUUUGGACGAAUAGUGUUCCCAAAAGACUGGCGCUGUACCUGCCUCCUGAAACGGCCGACCAAGCGGCUGAGAUCUACGGCAACAUCUCCCUCGCUUCCGGAGGCUGGCCGAUGGGAAGUCCCACGAGAAUUGCCAUCAACCGCGCGUAUCAGGAGACGAUGACAAAAAUCCUCAGCGUGGCAGUGUGCGUGGCGCUGCCGUGCGUGAUACUGAGUCUGAUGAUGACGGACUACAAGUUAGAUGAGAUUGACCAGGGUGUCAAGGGCGUUGUGAUUGGCGCAUCGCAGGAUAGAGUCGAUCAUGGCGACGGAGUAGUCGUGGCGGGUCCUUCAAACACGAGGCUAUUGAGCGCCGGCGAGGACAGUGGUGAUGAUGAAGACGUGCUGGGUUUAAGACCACAGAACUCUCGAAGUCGGUUGCUCGACGCGGCAGAGAGAAGGGAUUCGUAA